GGAGAGAGUAGACAACACAUGUUGCUAUCUCUGUGCUAUCGAAUAAUAAGUAACAACUAAACUGCAGACAUCUCAACAUUCUGGCCAGGAGGCCUGUGGAGCAAGGUAGUUUAGCCGACAUGGCUGUCUCCUUGCCACCCACCCUGAGACUCAGUCCUGCCCCUGAUGAAAUUCAGCACCCGCAUAUCAAAUUUUCUGAGUGGAAAUUUAAGCUCUUCAGGGUGCGAUCCUUUGAAAAGGCACCGGAAAAGGCACCCGAAGAAGCACAAAAGGAGAAGGGUUCCUCAGAGGGGAACCCUUACCUAGAGCAGUCUCCAGUAGUUCCAGACAAGCCUGGUGGUCAGAAAUCAGUUCUGACUCAGCGAGCAUUGAAACUCCACCCUAAAUUUUCAAAGAAAUUCCAUGCUGAUGGGAAGUCAAGAGACAAAGCAAUUCACCAAGCCAGGCUUAGACACUUCUGCCGCAUCUGUGGGAAUCCAUUCAAGAGUGAUGGGCACAACCGGAGAUACCCAGUCCAUGGGCCGGUGGAUGCUAAAACCCAAAGCCUAUUCCGAAAGAAGGAAAAGAGAGUUACUUCCUGGCCAGACCUCAUUGCCAGAGUUUUCCGGAUUGAUGUGAAGGCAGAUGUUGACUCGAUUCACCCCACUGAAUUCUGCCAUAACUGUUGGAGCAUUAUGUACAGGAAGUUCAGUAGUGCCCCCUGUGAGGUCUACUUCCCAAGGAAUGUGACCACGGAGUGGCAUCCCCACACACCAUCCUGUGACAUCUGCCUCACUGCCCACGGGGGACUCAAGAGGAAGAGGCAUCAGCCCAAUGUGCAGCUCAGCAAGAAACUAAAAACUGUGCUCAACCAAGCGAGACGGGACCGUCAGCGCAAGAGAGCUCAGGCUAGGGUCAGCAGUAAGGAAGUCAUGAAGAAGAUCUCUAGCUGCAGUAAGAUUCAUCUCAGUACCAAGCUUCUUGUAGUGGACUUCCCAGCACACUUCGUGAAAUCCAUCUCCUGCCAGAUAUGUGAACACAUUCUGGCUGACCCUGUGGAGACCAGCUGUAAGCACGUGUUUUGCAGGAUCUGCAUCCUCCGAUGCCUCAAAGUCAUGGGCAGCUACUGUCCUUCUUGCCGAUACCCGUGCUUCCCUACUGACCUGGAGAGUCCAGUUAAGUCCUUUCUGAACAUCUUGAAUUCUCUGAUGGUGAAGUGUCCUGCACAAGAGUGCGAUGAGGAGGUGAGUCUGGAAAAAUAUAACCAUCAUGUCUCAAGCCACAAAGAGUCUAAAGAGGCUUUGGUGCAUAUUAAUAAAGGGGGCCGGCCUCGUCAACAUCUCCUGUCACUAACACGCAGGGCUCAGAAACACAGGCUCAGGGAGCUCAAGAUUCAAGUCAAAGAAUUUGCUGACAAAGAAGAAGGUGGAGAUGUGAAGUCUGUGUGCUUGACAUUGUUCCUGCUGGCCCUGAGGGCCAGGAAUGAACACAGACAAGCCGAUGAGCUAGAGGCCAUCAUGCAGGGGCGGGGCUCUGGUCUGCAACCAGCUGUUUGCUUGGCCAUCCGUGUCAAUACCUUCCUCAGCUGCAGCCAGUACCAUAAGAUGUACAGGACUGUGAAAGCCAUCACCGGGAGGCAGAUUUUUCAGCCUUUGCAUGCUCUUCGAAAUGCUGAGAAAGUCCUUCUGCCAGGCUACCAUCCCUUUGAGUGGCAGCCCCCUCUGAAGAAUGUGUCCUCCAGAACUGAUGUUGGAAUUAUUGAUGGGCUGUCCGGACUUGCCUCUUCUGUGGAUGAAUACCCAGUGGAUACCAUUGCAAAGAGGUUCCGCUAUGACUCUGCUUUGGUGUCUGCUUUGAUGGACAUGGAAGAAGACAUCUUGGAAGGCAUGAGAUCCCAAGAUCUUGACGACUACCUGAACGGUCCCUUUACUGUAGUGGUAAAGGAGUCUUGUGAUGGAAUGGGGGAUGUGAGUGAGAAGCAUGGGAGUGGGCCUGCAGUUCCAGAGAAGGCAGUUCGUUUUUCAUUCACAGUAAUGAGAAUUACGAUAGAGCAUGGUUCGCAGAACGUGAAGGUAUUUGAGGAACCCAAACCCAAUUCUGAACUGUGUUGCAAGCCAUUGUGUCUUAUGCUGGCAGAUGAGUCUGACCACGAGACCCUGACUGCCAUCCUAAGCCCUCUCAUUGCUGAAAGGGAGGCCAUGAAGGGCAGUGAAUUAAUACUGGAGAUGGGAGGCAUCCCCAGGACUUUCAAGUUCAUCUUCAGGGGCACUGGAUAUGAUGAAAAACUUGUCCGGGAAGUAGAAGGCUUAGAAGCCUCUGGCUCUGUCUACAUCUGUACCCUCUGUGAUGCCACUCGUCUGGAAGCCUCUCAAAAUCUUGUCUUCCACUCCAUAACCAGAAGCCAUGCUGAGAACCUGGAGCGCUAUGAGGUUUGGCGAUCCAAUCCCUAUCACGAGUCAGUGGAAGAACUCCGGGACCGCGUGAAAGGGGUCUCUGCCAAACCUUUCAUCGAGACAGUCCCUUCUAUAGAUGCACUCCACUGUGACAUUGGCAACGCAGCUGAAUUCUACAAGAUUUUCCAGCUGGAGAUAGGGGAAGUGUAUAAAAACCCCAAUGCCUCUAAAGAGGAGAGGAAGAGAUGGCAGGCCACACUGGACAAACAUCUCCGGAAAAGAAUGAACCUAAAACCAAUCAUGAGGAUGAAUGGCAAUUUUGCCCGGAAGCUUAUGACCCAAGAGACUGUAGAUGCAGUUUGUGAGUUAAUUCCUUCUGAGGAGAGGCAUGAAGCUCUCAGAGAACUGAUGGACCUUUACCUGAAGAUGAAACCCGUGUGGCGAUCGACAUGUCCUGCUAAAGAGUGCCCAGAAUCCCUCUGCCAGUACAGUUUCAACUCACAGCGUUUUGCUGAGCUCCUCUCUACCAAGUUCAAAUAUAGAUACGAGGGCAAAAUCACUAAUUAUUUUCACAAAACCUUGGCCCAUGUCCCUGAAAUUAUUGAGAGGGAUGGCUCUAUUGGGGCAUGGGCAAGUGAAGGAAAUGAAUCUGGUAAUAAACUGUUUAGACGUUUCCGAAAAAUGAAUGCCAGGCAGUCCAAGUGCUAUGAGAUGGAAGAUGUCCUGAAACACCACUGGUUGUAUACUUCAAAGUACCUCCAGAAGUUUAUGAAUGCUCAUAACGCAUUAAAAAGCUCUGGGUUUACCAUGAACUCAAAGGAGACUUUAGGGGACCCUUUGGGCAUUGAGGACUCUCUGGAAAUCCAAGAUUCAAUGGAGUUCUAAGUAGGAUCACCACAUAUAAGUUGGUGUUUGCAAAAGUGUUUUCCUUUGGGUUGCAGUGAGGUCUUCUCCUAGUACCCAUCACAUCAUUGUGUGUGUGGGUCUUACCACCCAAGGGGUGGCAGGUUGGAGUGAUAGGCCAGAGGUGCUGUCACCUGGUCAGGAAUGGAGAGUCGAUGAGAUGAUUGCCUGAGCUGUUUAGUGAGCCCAGAAGAGCAGCAGGAGAAAUCAGUUAUUUGAAAACUCAAUAACUGAGAACAGUGGUAACUGCAGGGGACAAGGAUGUACAGUGUGUGCAUGGCACUGUGUGUCAUGAAAAUCAAAGCCAGGGCUGUCAAAGAACAGCCAAGCAUGCUAGGAAAGGAAUUUGUCUUGGGCAUGCCUUUUUUUUCCACUUCAAUUUAUUAUAUUUUGUAUUGAGAUUUAAUGCAUUUUUUUCAUUUCAUAUUUUGUAGGACUAUUUUGUGAAUUUCACAUAUGUUGAUUUUUUUAAAAAAAGAUUCAAAGGAGCCUUUUAGGUUUCUCUAACAGCACUGUACAUUUGUAGGACAUGGUGACUUUUACCAAGGGCUCUCAGUGCAUUUUCUUGUAUGGUAUAUUUAUGCAGAAAUAAAUUACAUCAAGACAGGUUUCAGAAAAACCAGCCUUUUCUAGGCUUAAAUGGCAUUGCUACUGUCACCUUCAGUGUGUAGGAGGUCAUCCGGUGUCAUAAAAUUUUCAAUAAUGAAGUUAGAGAAUGCACCUGUUAGCUCCAGCUACCCAUUAAAUCUGAUAAACUCGUGUUGGCUUAGCUAUCUAUAGCCAACUCUGGUUGUUUAUUUUUACUUUUUAAUUAAAAGUAAUUUAUACUCUCAAUGCUUUUCCAUACAACCUCAAGGUCACAGAUUUUUAAAAAUCCAUAUUUCCUUACUGCCUAAAAACAGAUUUAAUGCCUUGCUGAAAAUGUCAGCUUUUCUCUAUGUGCAACAUGGAUCAAUUUGAAUAAGCGCAGGCUUCUUAGAGGCCUCUCUUCUGCAAUGGGCUAUUCUUUGGAUUAUGAUCAGUUGAGUGUCAGUGUGUCCGUACUUUCUCCAUUUGUGAGGUUUAGACAAAGUCUACUCAUAGUAGAGUAGAGGAGUGAACACAUGUACAUUACUUUCUUUUUACCACUUUUGAGUUUUUUUCCUCACACUUGUUUUCCUCACCACAGUUCCGUGAAGAGGGGAACAUUAGAUAGAGGGUGAACGAUUUAUUCUGAAGUUACAGGGAUAAUUGAUACUUGACUUUGAAUUUGAACCCAAGCCUUUUGUCUCUUAAUUCUGUGUUCUUCAUACUAUGUUUAUAUUUUUUAUAUAGUAGCAUCAGAAUUUAAUUAGGAUAUACAACUAACCUACAGAUUAUAAUCCCAAGAGUUAUAUCUUUCAGGAUGGAAUUUAAAGUCAUCUGUUUGUCUUGGGCCUUUGGAUAGAAUGAAAUUGGGCCAAACCUCUAAGGAACCCAUAAACCGUCUAGUGGAUGCAGUUAUUUGGAAACUAUUCAUGUCUUGAGGAGUUCAGCAUUUGCCAGGCACCAGCAAUUUAAGAGCAGGCAUGGGAUUUUAUAUGCUAGUGAGUCAUAAUGAUAUGUUAGUGUUAAUUAGUUGUUUUCUUCCUUUGAUUUUAUUGGUCAUAAUUGUCAGUCUUCAUACACAGUAUAUCAAAGAGCUUUGUAAUUUAGUUGUCAAGUGUGCAUCAAUGACAUUAUCCUAAAUGGCACACAUUUGGUACAUAUUGAAUUUAGUGUUUUCCAUUGAAAGAUGCAGCAGUUUUCUUUGCUUUCUGUAUGGAGCAUAUCGAAGACAUUCAUAAUUUAGUUGUCAAAAACAUAUACACACUUAAAUAUUAUUUAACAACCCUCUCUUUGUUUUGUAGUUUGGAAGUGAAUAGGCUUCCAAACCACCAGUCCUUUCAUCUUAUUUAAUCUUUACAGAUGUCUGUGCACUAAUAAACAACUAAAUUCCCACCGUCAUCCUGCUCCCCGGAGCAUGCUGGCACUGGCUGGUAGAUAUUUUCCCCCAUUCACUCCGUUAGUCAAUUUUCAGCACUGUAAAUACUGCCCAAUAUUAAAUUCCCCUUGCUAGCAGUGUAGGACAAUUUCAGAAGCAUUUGACUCAGGGCAUGAUUUAUAGCACAACCUUCUCCCGACUCCCCUAAUCAGAUCACAUUCUUAUAAACCCCAAGAACACCUGGUCACAGGAUUUCAAUAUGUAGAGUGCCGCCUAUGGCUAUUUUUUUUUCCUCCUCAUUGUGGAGAUUGCAAUAUCCUAGGCUCUGGUUUAAUACUCUACUUUUAUUUUUUAACAAUGCCCAUUGCAAAUGCAGGCACAUACUCCAGGGAAAUUCACCGCAAUGAAUGGGGAUUUUUUUUUUUUUUUUCUUUUAAAAGCACAGAGCAGGGCUGGAAAAGUGCAAUGCAUUUUUCUGCUCUGAAACUUGGUUCUACAGGACUCUCUGCCAGCCUUCUGUGGUGCACUGCGGGCACCCGUGACGGUAGCUGAUGAAAAUUGAUGAAUGGUCGGUGUGAGGUUAAGAAGUGUCUUGGGAUUAAUAAACAUGUGCACAGAUGCCAGAGCAGCAGGGAAAGAUGUCUUUUUCUCUCAGGUUGACUGGAAUUGAAUUUUAUCUCAAUUUGCUUUCACAAAAUAUGCAUGAAAACAAAGUUGUUUUUUUUUUUUUUUUUUUUUUUUUUCAGGAGUGGGGUUUGAAAGUAUGGGCUUCAUAUGAUUUCACACAUAUUUCAAAUUCCACACAGUUAGAAGGCAGGAUUGCAGGAUUGAGCCAGGGUCUUGCACAUGCUAGGCAAACAUAUUACCUCUGAGGUAUAUCUCAGCUUUCUUUAACCAGUGCGUGAGACAAGCCCUCACUAUUUGCCCAGGUCGACCUUGAACUUGCAACCGUCCCACCUCAGCUUCUGUGUAACUGGGAUGACAGAUAUGGACCAGCUGGACUAGUUUUGCAAGCAGUGUUUGGUUACAUAGGUGUCUCCCUUUAGAUAGUGUGUGACAGUUGUUUCUAGUUUUUCUAUGGUAAGAGAUUUUAAACUGAAUUUGAUACUUUGUACCCAUUUCUCUUUAUUUUUUCUUUAAGUAUUUAUGGAAGCAAACCUCAAAGUUGAUUAGUUUUUGGAGAUAUUUUGUGGGAUUGUAUUUCACUUUAUUUUCUUACAUCUAAUGAUAUGUUUUGUUUAGUGGCUUCCAAGAGUUUUCUUUUCUCCCUUAAGGGAUAUUUAGACACCAGAAUGCAAUGUAUCAUUUGAUUUGAGGAUCUGUAUUUUCAUCUUACAUGUUUUCACACAGAAGAAGAUGAGUUAUUUUCUUUCAGUGCUUAUUUUUAUCUUUUAAUAGCUUACUUGUUAGCAUUAUGGUUAUUAUCCACAGUUCUGUGUUUAAG
Molecule: messenger RNA, 6661 nt
Organism: Peromyscus leucopus (white-footed mouse)
Lineage: Eukaryota; Metazoa; Chordata; Mammalia; Rodentia; Cricetidae
Gene: Rag1
Product: recombination activating 1
Exons: 2
Coding region: 120-3257 (1045 amino acids)
Biological process (GO): pre-B cell allelic exclusion; adaptive immune response; V(D)J recombination
Cellular component (GO): endodeoxyribonuclease complex; nucleus; DNA recombinase complex
Molecular function (GO): metal ion binding; double-stranded DNA endonuclease activity; ubiquitin protein ligase activity
Source: RefSeq, a predicted model, not a curated record